CAUCAGAAUGCGAUUAUUUACAAAAACCAUAAGAAACAUGGAGGAAAGCCGCAAAGUUUUGGAUUAAAGAAAUACAUUUAUUUUCAUUUUCACCGUUAAAAUGUCACAGAAAUCAAUCGAGGACACUAUCACAGAUGUCGUGAGAGAUAUUUUGCGAGGAGAGGCUGUAGAAGAAGCGCUUUGUUCAGUAAUUUUACAUUCAGAGGAAUCUGCACAAUGGAAAAAAGAUCAUUGCUUCAACAGCCUCAAAACUGCUCUGGCCAGUGUACCCCAGGAGAGCCUGGACAUCGCGCUAAAGUGUUAUAUUGCACAGAUUUACAGCGUGAAGAACGCCAGCCGAGUAGACCUCCUGCUGGAUCUGUUAGAGGCUUUGGUGGAGAACAGCAUAGUCCCUGCUAAGCCAAUAUGUGAUGCCUUAUUGAGCCAUGAACUCCUCCAGUACAAGGCUAGUCUGAUGUGGACCAAGACGUUUCAGCUGAUGAGGAAAAUAAUAGGGGGCGUGGACUACAAGGGAUGUAGAGAUUUGCUUCGUGGCAUUUUGGAAAAAUGUCAAGGUAUUAAGGAGGAUGAGAAUGUGUCGGUCAUGCCAGACAUUGACACAGCAGUUAAUUUAGUGGCCCACAUCCUGGAUCGGAAUGUCUGUCUGUUACCAGCAUACCUAGCAGUGAAUGAAAUCAAUAAAGUCUGCCCUGAGGACAAAAAGUGGCCACACUGGAAGAUGGGGUCCAUCUUGGCUGACUUUGUGCACAGCUUUCGUCCCGCCGCUCAGAUGGUCACAGUUUCUGGGCGUUCCCAUCUUCUGCCAGUGGUGGGCCAUUCGAAUGCCAUCUCCACCAGCAACGUGUGGCGACUCAGCUCCAACUGUCUCAAGUUUCCCCUCAAUGGGCCCCUUCCUUAUGACAAGGAACUGUCGGAGCCCCAGACAGGGUUGUUACGAUACGUUCUAGAACAGCCGUACUCACGGGACAUGGUCUGUAACAUGCUUGGCCUCAAUAAACAGGUGAAGCAGAGAUGUGAAGUCUUGGAGGAGCAGCUGGUUGAUCUGGUUGUCAUGGCAAUGGAAAGGUCGGAGAAAGAUGAUGCUACCAAUGAUGAAUGUUUGAGUCAGUUGCUAUGGCAACAUUUAUCCAGCCAGGUCAUCUAUUUUGUGCUGUUCCAGUUUGCCAGUUUUCCUCAUAUGGUUAUGUCUCUGUAUGAGAAGCUGAAGGGACGGAAUCUGAACAAAGGUCGGGAUCACUUGAUGUGGGUGUUACUACAGUUCAUAUCAGGCAGCAUUCAGAAAAAUCCAUUAAAAGAGUUUCUGCCUGUGAUGAAGCUGUAUGAUCUGUUGUACCCGGACAAGGGGACCAUCACAAUGCCGGACGUGAUGAAGGCUCAGUCCACACAUGGAGUGGCAGCCACAUGCAUCUGGAUCCAUCUCAACAAGAAAGCCCAGACAGACACUAUCAAACUGCCCCGCCCCAUUCCUCACGCUCUACAGGAACACUGCGAGUUUUUGAAACAGAGUUUGAGCAAUAAGAACCUGUCACUGACGGAUUAUAAGAUUGCCCUCCUGUGUAAUGCUUACAGCACAAACAAUGAUUACUUUAACUUACCCAUGGGUAAACUGGUGGAGAGUAUCUAUGGUGACAAUAAACACACGACCCUGUUGCCUGGCAACAUUGUGGCCUCUGCCCCGACCCAGCCCCUGGCUAUGAGUCUAUUGGAUUCCCUGACAGUUCAUGCCAAAAUGAGCUUGAUUCACAGUAUAGUCCAUCGUGUGAUUAAGCAGGCCAAGUCGAAGGCGACGAUAGCACAAUCACCUGCUCUGAUAGAGACUUACAGCAGACUACUGGUGUACAUGGAGAUAGAAUCUCUGGGGAUCAAAGGAUUCAUAAGUCAGUUACUGCCCACUGUGUUUACUCAUAAUGCCUGGGGGAUUCUGCACACUCUCCUGGAAAUGUUCAGCUACCGUCUUCAUCACACACAACCACAUUACCGGAUACAGCUUCUGAGCCAUUUACAUCACCUCAGUCAGUCAGCUCAAACCAACCAGAACCAACUACAGCUGUGCAUGGAGAGCACAGCCCUGAGGUUGAUUACUGGACUAGGAAGCUUUGAGGUACAGCCACAGCUAUCCAGGAUAUUUAAUGAGCCAGGACGUCCAGGGUUCUUGUCUAACGAGUCCGAAGAACUCAACAGGGCACUUAUUCUCACGGUGGCCAGAGCCAUGCAUGUUACAGGUGUAGACAGUUUUUCAUCCACCUGGCUGAGGGAGAUUCUGAAUCAAAUCAUGACUAACACCCCCCACAACUGGUCCCCAAACACCCUGGCCAAUUUCCCCACAAGUCUGGCCGAGUUCUUCCACGCCCAGCCUCAGCAUCGAGACGACAAAAACACACUGAAACGAAAUGUGGACGCAGAGUACAAAAAGUGGAAAACCAUGGCCAAUGAGAAUGACAUCAUUGCUCAUUUCUCUAUGCAGGGAUCUUCUACUGUUUUUCUGUGCAUUAUAUGGAAGACCUUGUUGGAGGAAAAUCGAGUGCCAUCAAUUGCGUAUAAGGUUUUGGAUCGCCUGGGCCCCCGAGCAGUUUCAGCUCACCUCAGAACAUUUGCAGAUUAUAUCGUUUCGGAACUCAAUCUGAAUUCUGCUGGAGGACAACAUUUUCACAAAGCCAUUGAUUCCCUGAAUGAGAUGGUUUGGCGAUACAACAUUGUCACCAUAGAUCGCCUGAUUCUAUGCCUGGCUUUGAGGAAUGUCGAUGAAGACGCUCGUCUGUGUUAUCUCCUGAUUCACAUGUUGCUGCUGAAACCGCAGGACUUCAAAUCCAGAGUUCAGGAGUUUGUGAAGGAGAAUUCUCCUGAACAUUGGCUCCAAAGCAACUGGCAUGACAAGCACAUGGCUUUCCACAGAAAAUACCCAGAAAAGUUUUACUUUGAGGGAAUCCAGGAUUUAAGCAGUCCCAUUCAACACCAAUAUCUUCCCGUUUAUUUUGGAAAUGUUUGCCUGCGAUUUUUACCAGUACUGGACAUACUGCUCCACAGAAUCCUAGAACAGCCUUCACUAACAACCAGUAACCUCAACCUGUUUGAGAAAAUUCUGGAGAGUUUAGGUGUCCUCUACAAAUUUCAUGAUCACCCCAUUACCUACCUGUACAACACACUACACUACUAUCACAAGAUCUUGGUCCAGAGAGCUGCAUACAAACGAAGACUGGUCACCACCAUAUGGAAUGCCCACCAGGAGAUUAGACCCAACACUUGGUUUCUAACAGAAGACUACCAGAGAUUCUCACACGAGGAGAGUCUGGAGUGGACGCCAGAUCUGGAUUACUAUGUCCGGAUCAUAGGCAGGCUAGUGGACACUAUUGGUGGAAAGAGCCCCUUCCCGAACUGUGACUGGAGAUUUAAUGAGUUUCCGGGACCAGCAGCACAUGCUCUAUAUGUGACCUGUGUGGAGCUGAUGUCACUUCCUGUUCCAGGCAAUGUGGUGGGGAAUGCCUUACUGGAUGUAGUGAUGAAGAGUUCCACUCUGUUACAGAGAGACAAAGUCACAUCAUGGAUGAAUGCUGUAGGACUAGUACUUACAGCUCUUCCUGAGACCUACUGGAUUUCCCUGAACAAUAAGAUAGGGGAGACAAUCUGUAGCUCCCCUCUGACCAUACAGGGGGGAUGUCAGCCAUUCCAAGUGUUCAACUUCACCACCAGUCAGACAGUGUUCGCAGAGCAACACAUGACCUACUUACUGGCUCUGUCACAUGCUGUGUGGCAUCACUCGGGAAUCGGGCAGCUAUCUCAGCUCAAUAUAUUUCUGAGGGAUCACCUGAAGCCUGUGGUGAAGACCGAGGAGCAGUUCCUGUAUGUCUGUCACCUGGUGGGUCCAUUUUUACAGCGACUCCACUCGGAGAGAACGAGGAGUCUUAUGGAGUUGGUUGUGGAGCUGUAUGAAAUUCUGGUCAAUGUGGAUAAGUCAUGUGAUCACCUGCGAUACCUUGACCCAAUUACAGAUUUUUUAUACCACAUUAAGUACAUGUUUGUUGGGGACAGUGUUAAGCAUGAAAUUGAGAAGAUCAGCCGAAAUUUCCGACAGAUGCUGUCUUUGAGACUGAGGUUCAUCUCCCACAUCAAUCUGGAGGAGGCCAUGACACCACUGGCUCCACCCAUGUCGACCUGACAUCUCUCACUCUACCAAAGUCAACGUGAUGGACGCAAAACUCUCUGACUUUUUUAAAAAGUCACAAAAAUGAAGGCUGUAGGGUGCAAUGUGCAAAUCAGGACAAAGCUCGAGAUACAUGUACAUUUGUACACAAAAAGCUGUAUUUCAUAUUCAGACACAAGGUUUUAACAAGGCACUAGAUGCAAUUUGCAGAGACCAACAUUACCUAAACAGAUUUUGUCUUGUCAGUGAUAGCCGAGUUUGACCUGGAUGUUCAUGUACCAUAAUGAACCAAGACCCCCCCCCCCCCCCCCCCCCCCCCCCUGUGAAGGACGUGAACACGGAGGAAGAGGUUACUGAUACACUGUACUGUUGAUUUGAUAUAUUGAACAAACUCAUACAAUAAGCUGGAUGUAAAUUAUGUGUAUUCUACGUUUGUGUAUGUAUGGGGCUUUUACUGUAUACUAUAUGGUCUGAAAUAAAGUGGAUUAUUGGUAUUUUGUACCGAAAAAUACAGGAACA
This is a messenger RNA of Ostrea edulis (European flat oyster), 4657 nucleotides long. RefSeq names its product mediator of RNA polymerase II transcription subunit 23-like. The transcript has 33 exons. Bases 101 to 4153 code for a protein of 1350 amino acids. The record is from RefSeq and is a predicted model, not a curated record. NCBI's taxonomy places the organism in Eukaryota, Metazoa, Mollusca, Bivalvia, Ostreida, Ostreidae. Gene Ontology annotation, cellular component: transcription regulator complex; mediator complex. Gene Ontology annotation, biological process: regulation of transcription by RNA polymerase II; positive regulation of gene expression.